Messenger RNA from Scatophagus argus, 2765 nucleotides. It is a transcript of the gene arhgef39, whose product is annotated as Rho guanine nucleotide exchange factor (GEF) 39. The record is from RefSeq and is a predicted model, not a curated record. The coding region runs from base 172 to 1434 and encodes 420 amino acids. Gene Ontology annotation, cellular component: plasma membrane. NCBI's taxonomy places the organism in Eukaryota, Metazoa, Chordata, Actinopteri, Scatophagidae. Gene Ontology annotation, biological process: positive regulation of cell migration. The transcript has 12 exons. Gene Ontology annotation, molecular function: guanyl-nucleotide exchange factor activity.
ACCGUGCCAUUCCAGUAGUGUGCCCAGAGCGGGUGGUUUUUCCUGUCAUUCCUCCGUGUGGAGCAGCCAAUAAGCGUGCACCUCAACAGCCCAGACCGGAAAAAGGAAGCUCAAACAGAAAAGACCGCCGUGAUUAAAAGUGGAGACGUUGGGUCAGGUGUCAUUGUGGCCAUGAGUUUCUCUCCUGGUCCGUCUCGCCCCCCUGGGUGCACCUUUAUCCUGGAGCAGAGAGAACGUUGGGAAAGAAAACGCAACCGGGCAGCUGAAGAGUUGGUGAAGACAGAACAACGCUAUUGCCAGCAGCUUGAACUGGUCACCACUUACUUUGUGGAGAUCUUGAAGGCCAAAGGAACCCUGAGGCAGAACAUUAGAGAAAGUAUCUUCAGUUCAAUUAAAGCCAUUCAUUCAGUAAACCAAUCUCUCCUGGUAAAUUUGGAGAAUGGCUACUUUGGACAAGGCUUCGACCAGUUCUGUCCGCAUCUGCACCUCUACAACACAUAUGUGGACAACAUCUACAAUGCCAGCAAAGUGCUCAGGAUCCAGUUGAAGAAAAACAAGGCCUUCAGACGAUUUAAGAAACUCCAGGAAGCCCGACCAGAGUUCAACAACCAUAAGCUUGAAGACUUGCUUCAACUUCCCAUUCAGCGGAUUGAUCAGUAUAAACAUUUCCUGCAAGACCUGGCUGCAAACACAAGUCCAGACAACCCAGAAUUUCAACAGAUUUCAAGGGCGGUGACUGCGAUAUGUGCGAUGUCCCAGCAGAUCAAGAAAAAUGCAGAGCGCCAUGAGAACCACCUGCAGCUUUGCCGGGUGCAGAAAAUGCUUAAAGGGCGAAAGACAAAGGUGUUGGCUGCAGGGAGGUGGUACUUGCGUGAGGGAUGGCUAAAGAUGGUUCCUCCGAAAGGUGCAGACACCCAGCCCAGGAUGUUCUUCCUAUUCUCCGACAUGCUUCUGCAGGCAAAGCGCUGCAGCCCGUUGCAUCCUACCAACGGAGAAAAGUUUGCCGGUCAGCAUGCCUACCCACUACUGGACUGCACUGUGGAGAAGGUGUUGGGCCACACCAGGAGCCAGGGAGGCCUGCUCAGUUUAACUUUCCCUAAAGCCAAACUCUUGCUGAUGUCCAGCAACCAGGAGGAUCUCAAUGACUGGUACCAAAGCCUUAGCUCAGCUAUCAGAAAGCUGCAGAGUAAGACAGCCGUCCAUCAGAGAGAUGAGGUUCGCCCAAGACCUCUGCACUCAGUUACAGACAAUAGCAACGCACCUAACUGCAGCGGAGACCCCAGCAGGAAGAGAAACGUGGUGAGCACUGAGACCAGCGAGCAGGUUCACAAGGCCUCAGUUACAUGGGAGGGCAGCUCCCCCAAGAGGAUGAAGUUUGAUGCUCCAAAGCAGAGUGGUGCAGAGGCGUCCACUUCCAGUUGUGUGAUCCUCUGAGGACGGCUUCUUCAAACUCCCUGAAUGUGUGUGUUCUAUCCGAGAGUCCAAGUUCCUCCGAAUGGCUUUUGUGUUCCUUUUCGCCAAACAUGACACACAUGCAGCUGUGCUUUUAACAUGUUUAACAAGUCAGGAUUAUUUAAAUUGAUUCAUUAUUAGUUUGGAUUAUUGACAUUUAGAAAGAUGGACAGUGUGUCUCUUCUCUUGUUCUCUCAUUUUGUUUAGCCAGUCUUUUAAACUCAUCUGAAAAUUUAAACAUGAUGUGGUAAACUAAGCUAGCUAUGAUUUGAUGUGUGACUUAUGUUACCACUGGGUGACUUUUGGCUAGCAGCUGUUUAGCUGUCAUUGCCUUCUUCCAAAUAUUUACCUUAACUGUCCUUUUCUCCAGAAUAAAGUUGCAUCUUGUUGUAUUAGCAAACAGAUAAUUUUCCUAAAUUCCAUAUUCGAUGAUAAAAUAACAAUUAUGAUGAACGAAUGUAUUUUAUUUGAUGUGAACUUUGAGUUUUUACCGUGACCCAUGUCCAACCUGCUAACAUGAAGGAGGAGGGUGUUAUGACCUUUACUGGACCCAGCCACCAGGGGGCAAUCAAGGUCUUUUGACUUUACUUUUGGAUAGGUGCUAAAGUAAACUAUGCAGAAAAAUCAGAGCAUAAUAUUCAUGUUAUUACAGGUGGACCGCAGGGCUCGGACAUGGUCCCAUCUUUUAAAAAGUUUAUUUAUUACCCAGACACAUUCUGUGCAUUCCUCAUUGCUAUCAGUGUCCGUAGGGGUUUAUUUUUUACUUUAUUUAUUAUUUCUGUUGCUGCUGUCUGCUCCAGAUACUCAGGCCACAUCACUGUCUGCUCUUCUCUGUACUCUUUCAUACUGACAUGACAAUCUGUCCACAUUUACACUUUCUAGAAUGUCUGAUUUGAUUGAAUGUUUGAUCAACACACACACACAUAUAUUUAUAUACAGCAGUUUAACUCACUCACUCACUUACUGUGGUGAGUUAUAUAUUUUUUAUUAUUAAUUGAAUAAGUGCAAUUAAUCAGCUGCACUGUGUUCAAGGAAUGACAGUCUGUAGUAUGUUAUGUAGAUUUCUGCUUUCACGCAUAAAACCUGGCUAACAUACAUGAGCUUAUACGUAUAUGCUGACUGUCAUAUGUGCUUUGAUUUAUUUCAUAUCUUUUAUUAACAAAAGAUUCUCAGAUAAUAUGUAUUAACACCAUUUUAAAGAUCUGUCUGUAUUUAACAGAAUAGUUUUCAAUAUCCCAUUCUUUUUACUAUUUACUACUAAAUCUGAGAUGGGAAUAAGGGAAAUUUCACAAUAAAAAUCACAAUAAAAGUUA